This is a messenger RNA of Hipposideros armiger (great roundleaf bat), 844 nucleotides long. RefSeq names its product phosphohistidine phosphatase 1 (gene PHPT1). Gene Ontology annotation, cellular component: cytosol. Bases 282 to 659 code for a protein of 125 amino acids. The record is from RefSeq and is a predicted model, not a curated record. Gene Ontology annotation, molecular function: protein histidine phosphatase activity. Gene Ontology annotation, biological process: peptidyl-histidine dephosphorylation. The transcript is spliced from 3 exons. Lineage: Eukaryota; Metazoa; Chordata; Mammalia; Chiroptera; Hipposideridae.
GGCCGAGCUGGAAAGAAACUUCGCUUCCGCUGGUUUUAACCACCAUUCACUCCAGAUUUCGCGUUCCGCUUUAAAUAGGACCCGCGUGGUGUCCGGGCUGCAAGGAGCUAGGUUGUGAUUGGCCAGUCCGCGCUGCGGGUCGGCGGCACGAUAGGCUGAGGCUGAGGGCCAAACCAGCAUGCCCCCGCGGGGUUGGCCACGGACUCCCAGAGCCCGCCUCCUGCGCUGGGUCGCGUUGGGGAAGGGCCGCGGAGCGCUGGGGCGGGCGCGCUCCGGGGAACAUGGCGGCGGCGGACCUUUCCCAGAUCCCCGAUGUGGAUAUCGACUCCGAUGGCGUCUUCAAAUACGUGCUGAUUCGAGUCCACGCGGCGGCUCCCGCCGGGGCCCCUGCAGGGGAGAGCAAGGAGAUCGUGCGCGGCUACAAGUGGGCCGAGUACCACGCCGACAUCUACGACCAGGUGUCUGGCGAGAUGCAGAAGAAGGGCUAUGACUGCGAGUGCAUGGGAGGCGGGCGCAUUUCCCACCAGAGCCAGGACAAGAAGAUCCACGUGUACGGCUACUCCAUGGGAUACGGUCGAGCCCAGCACUCUGUCUCCACCGAGAAGAUCAAAGCCAGGUACCCCGACUACGAGGUCACCUGGGCCGAUGACGGCUAUUGAGGCCCCUCUGAGGCCUGCUACCUCCAGCCACCCAUUUGGAACUCUGCCUUUGAAGCCCCUCCUGAGGGGCUGGGCUGCAACCUGGCACUGUACCACCCUGGCCAGGCCUGGGAGACAGACAGCAGCCUGGCCCCAGUGCCUGGGUUUACCUCGCCCACGGAAAUUAAAAGCAUUGUCUAGUCCCG